Messenger RNA from Alosa sapidissima (American shad), 1030 nucleotides. RefSeq lists its product as uncharacterized. The transcript is spliced from 6 exons. The record is from RefSeq and is a predicted model, not a curated record. Lineage: Eukaryota; Metazoa; Chordata; Actinopteri; Clupeiformes; Clupeidae. The coding region runs from base 64 to 810 and encodes 248 amino acids.
CCAGGUCUAUCAUUCAGACUAUUUGAUCAGACACAUUUAGACAAAUUAUAGACCUAUUUAGGCAUGAGGCUACAAACUGUACUAGCGUUGGUUGUGGUGCUUACAGGGACAGCAUAUGGAAUGGAGUUCACUUGUGAUGCUACACUCAGUGUUUCAUGUUAUGGGACUCACGGACAGCCUCUGUUUCUACUGCUGGUCACAGACAAAACCAGACAAUUUGACUUGCGCUUGUAUAGAACAAAAGAUAACAGUAAGUCCUUAAUUUUUGGAUUAAAAAGAAACAAGACUAUCUAUCAUAAUCAACAGCAGAGAUGGAAGUUUUCUCCUGACAAUGGAUUCUUGAUUAUAAAUCCUGUGAAGUUUACUGAUUCAGGAACGUAUAGUGUAGAGAUAUACCACACAACUGGCACCUUGAAGGCAACUAACUAUGUGCACCUUAUAAUAAACAAGACAACCCCCACGACAUUGACGGUCUCAAACAUGACAUACCCUCCUCAACAUAAUGACACAGUGUCAAAGGAACAGGCCAUAACGUUAAUAUCAGGAUCUCUUGGAGUCUUGUUUUUAUGUGUGGCUGGGACAGGAGGAGUUUACUACAUCUGCAAAAGAAGAAAGAGCACCCAUAGGACAGCUGAGCCUGAGGAGCCGGAGGUGGAGUAUGCUGACGUGUCCAUACUGAAACGACAGAAGAAGCAGCUGCACCAGAAGAAGAGGCGAGAGGAGGCGGUGGAGUACGGGGAGUUGAACGUCCAGAGAGCUGAGCCUGAGGAGACGGAGGUGGAGUAUGCUGACGUGUCCAUACUGAAAUGACAGAAGAAGCAGCUGCACCAGAAGAAGAGGCGAGAGGAGGCGGUGGAGUACGGGGAGUUGAACGUCCAGAGAGGUCUCACACUGGUAGAGUAGGAGGAGUCUAUUCACCAGACUGUUAAAGCUGAGGUGCAGACCAGAGACAAUAGGGAGCAAUCUGAAAUGCACUUAGUGUAAUCAUCCCUGUGCUAUUUACCAUCUACAUACAGAUCCUUUUUUGUCA